This is a messenger RNA of Eurytemora carolleeae, 4368 nucleotides long. RefSeq names its product serine/threonine-protein kinase/endoribonuclease ire-1. Gene Ontology annotation, cellular component: IRE1-TRAF2-ASK1 complex. Gene Ontology annotation, molecular function: RNA endonuclease activity; ATP binding; protein serine/threonine kinase activity. The transcript is spliced from 33 exons. The record is from RefSeq and is a predicted model, not a curated record. Gene Ontology annotation, biological process: IRE1-mediated unfolded protein response; protein phosphorylation; intrinsic apoptotic signaling pathway in response to endoplasmic reticulum stress. Lineage: Eukaryota; Metazoa; Arthropoda; Copepoda; Calanoida; Temoridae. Bases 13 to 3708 code for a protein of 1231 amino acids.
GAGUGAAGCAAAAUGUUUAAUUUACAUACAUUCUACAUAUUGAUAGUGGCGUGCUGCAUCGUGAAUGGGCAGGAUAAAGAUGUUCCACCCGAAUGUUUCCAGACACAAGGAGACGAACCAGGGAACCCUGGCGUUAAUUGUGCUGUCACCAACACAGAAGGCCUGACAAUCCUUGUUUCAACCUUGGAUGGAGGAUUGUUUGCUGUUGACGAGAAAACCGGUUCUAUCCGGUGGAAGCUGGUCGACGAGCCAGUCGUCAAGUCUCCGUAUGAUCCGGUUAAACCAGUGCUUCCCGCAUUUUUACCAGAUCCCAAGGAUGGAACCCUGUAUAUGAUGGGAGGAAGUUUAACUGAUCCUUUAAAGAAAUUACCGUUUACAAUUCCUGAACUUGUGGCAGCGAGUCCGAGCAAGAGUGCAGAGGGUAUUCUGUACUCGGGGAAGAAAGUUGACACGUGGUUUUCAAUUGACCGAAACACAGGCAGAAAACAUGGCGCCCUUAAUUAUCUAGGAUGUAUAUUAGGAGAAGAGAAUACAUGUCCAGCUGCCAGUCCAGGGUCUUUUCUUAUAGGGCGUACAGAGUACAAUAUAAUGAUGUACGAUACAAGAACACGUGACCGGAAAUGGAAUAUAACAUAUUAUGAUUACUCUUCUAAUAUGGGGAGUAGAGAACCAAUUCAGGAUUACGAGUUGGCGCAUUUUUCCGAUAGUUCGACUGGAAUUCUUAUAACCCUGGACAAGAGUUCUGGCAGAGUAGAAUGGGAGACACGAUUCAACAGUCCAGUGGUAGCUAUGUACCAACUUGAUGACGACACAAUCUUUCCUCUGCCUUUUACUUCUGUCAGCAUCGAGACCUUGGAGAAUUUAAUUCAAAACUUUGAAUCUUCUGAUGAAAAACUCGGGGAAACGAAGUUGUUUCCUACGCUGUAUGUUGGUGAACACGCCUACGGCCUGUUCGCUGUUCCUAGUCUAGUGGAUAAACAGACAAUUAUGAUUUCUCCAUCGAGACAACCUCUUCUUAUAGAAGGACCUUCUCCAGGACCCGAGGACAGCACUAAUAUGCGGGAGGACGAGAAGUCCGGUAGUAAACCACUCUUGGUCAGUGCUUUACCAAGUGAAAAAUCAUCUCUACUCGUGUUCGGAUAUUAUCAGAUUCCAGAAUACAAGCCUGAACCUAGUCCUGGUCUCACUCCAUACCUAAUAACAUCAUUAAAUCCUCUCCAGUCCGAUGACCAGAUCAAACUCAUUGAAAAUUUUACAAACCAAACCAUCGGCACAGAACACGUGGUUGAUAAUCUGCACCGCGGCAUUGAGCAGAUAUUGAAACUAAACACAACCUUUUUAUUCUCAAGAGAUCUUAUUAAUUUCCUGCACAAGGAGCUAAUUCCACAUUCAGCCCAUAUCCUUCAACAGAUUGAAAACAAGGAGCUUAAACUGAUUUUUCUUGUUCUCUUCUUUACAGUUAUUUGGUUCAUCAGGUUUGUGAAAUAUCAGUUCAAGGUCUGGGAGAGGAUGGGAACACACAGCAACUCAGCCUCUCAGGGUUCGGUUAACAGUCAUAGCAAUUAUGAGAUAACAGCUAACCCUGUUGAGCUGGCUACCGGAGAGAUUAGGGUUGGGAACCUAACCUUCCAUCCUGAUAUAGUUCUUGGGAAAGGGUGCGAGGGAACAUUCGUGUAUAAGGGAAGUUUUGAUGGACGUGAUGUAGCUGUUAAACGAGUGCUAGCUGCUUGCUUCUCUAUAGCAGAUAGAGAAGUUGACCUACUCAGGGAGAGUGAUGAGCAUCCUAAUGUAAUCCGUUACUUCUGUAUGGAACAAUGCCGCCAGUUCCGUUAUAUAGCUUUGGAACUAUGCGCGGCAACUCUUCAGGAGUAUAUUGAGGGGAAAUACAGAACAGAUGUCUUGGAUAUAACUUCAGUAUUCAGGCAAUCCGUUCAAGGACUGGCACAUCUUCAUGGACUUGAUAUAGCACACAGGGACAUAAAGCCUCAAAAUGUUCUUAUCUCCCUGCCAGGACGGAGGGGAGAAGUUCGAGCCAUGAUUUCAGAUUUUGGUUUAUGUAAGAAGUUAAAGUUGGGACGGAUGUCCUUCUCCCAGAGGUCUGGUAUUGCAGGGACGGAGGGUUGGAUAGCUCCGGAGAUGUUGUUGGGGAAUCGGAGUACAACAUGUCUAGUUGAUAUAUUCUCUCUGGGUUGUGUUUACUACUAUAUGCUGACAGCAGGGAAACAUCCGUUUGGAGACAAUUUCCAUAGACAGGCGAAUAUUCUGUCUGGAAGGUUUGAUAUCUCUAUGUUGAGAAGAGGGGAGGAGAAGAAUGAGACUAAACUGUCUUUACUAGGAACUGUUCUUGAGAAGUCCCUAAGUUUCCUGCAGGAGGCAAGUGACCGUGUUGAGGCUGAGGAUGAGGGAAGUGUUCUCCUACAUCACCUGGAGAGGGAUCAGGAGGAGGUUCUAUCAGGAGAUUGGGUCGCAGCUCUAGAUACUAUUGUCAGGGAUGAUUUAAGGAGAAGUCGGACUUACAGGAAUACUGUCAAGGAUCUGUUAAGGGCAAUAAGGAAUAAGAAGCACCACUACCGAGAGAUGCCUGAACAAGUAAAGGAAGUGUACGGUCCGCUUCCUAAUCAGUUUAUGCAGUACUGGGACCAAAGGUUCCCCAAGCUGCUGGUGCACACCUACAACGCCUUGCAGAGCAUCAAGACAGAAGCUGAGUUGAUCAAGUACUAUGAUAAGCACUAUGACUUCGUUAAGGAUGAUACUAAUGUUCAGCUGCAUGAUACUAAAUCUGAGAAUUUGGAUUAUAAUGAAAUCAAGGUGAGCUACAGUCCUCCCCCUGGGAUAUCAGGACAGGUGGCAGCCAGGUCUCAGAGAGACAUAUUUGAGGAGGGUUCAGCUCCCAGCUCAGCAGCUCCUAGCUCAAUACUUUCUAGCUGGGAGGAUCUUCAUUCAGAUAUAUCUAGUUCCCAGCUGCAACCCUGCCAAAACUACCCAGAACAGUGUAAUGAUGAGGAACCUGAGGAAGGAUUAAGGAGACUGGCAGAUUUAUCUCGAGUACAAACUAUUAAAGAUCAGGAAAUGAAAGUCAGAAAACCGGUUUUUGAAAAAGUCAAGGAAACCCCGCGAAAGCUAAAUUUUGCUGCUGCCGUGAAAAAUGAUCCAUCGGAGCCAGAUGACUCACCUAGUCCCUCCAGUCAAUCGGAGUUGACCUCCAUUCAACAUUUGGACACUUCAGACACUUCCUGCGAGUCAGGGAUGAAAAAAUCCUCCUCAGUUCCAGUUGUGCACCCGGAGAAAUCGUUGAUGAAAUCUGGUUCUGAACCCGGGUUCAGCUCUUCUCAGGGUCCUGCCCGGAGUACAGGGAUAGAACUUAAUCUCAGACCUUUAAAUCUUUCUGCGUUUAGACCUUCUCCCUCCGUGGCAGAAAUAUUGAAAUCAAACAUGCCAAUUCUUAUUAAACCUUCAGACAAUGAGAAGAUAACCCUAGAUAGUUCAAACCAAACCAUAGUUCCUUCAGUUGAUCAAUGCAAUAAAGAGAAUGAGGAUGAAAGUGAUAAUGAAGAAUUUAACGAGGAUGGGAAGGAGGAGAAGGAAGAAGAGACUAAGGGAAAACAUAAAAGAAUUCGAAAAAGACGUAAACAUCAGAAGAAGAGUCGAGAACCAAGAUCUGAAAAUACUGAUUUAGAAAAUAUGAUGGAUACGGCAUUAUUGUCGUAGUUUUUUUUGUUUUGUUUUUCUGCACAUAUUUACUUAAUGUAUAAAAUCUGACAUAUCUGAGAAGAAAAAAAACUUUAUUCUCAGUUAUUUACGUACCGUGUACAAAUCAUAAACUACUUGCUGUAUAAUUUAAGAAUACUAAUUGUACUUGUGCUAUAUAGUGUACUGUACUUUAUGAGCAAACUUUCGACACAAAAAAACCGCUCGGAAAUAACAUCUAAUUUUAAAAACGUCCCUGUGAUAUUAUAAAAAUAUAUCUGUCAGUUGUUGGUUGUAUCAUUUAGAAAUCACCUAUUUCCAACAUUAUAUAUUCGAGUACAAUUUUGUUAACUAAAUUUUUAUUCUGAAUAUUUUAAUUAUUUUACAAGUUUAAACAAAAUGGAUAAACUGAUGAAAAUUUUUACCUUAAAAUCAAAUUGAAAUAGAUUUCAUAUCACCUGAAUUGUCAGGGUUAGUGGCCUUAUCAGAAGACUAUCAAGAUUAGCCUUUUUUGUCAACGAUAGUUGUGUUUCAAUACCCUUUUUUAUCACCAACAAUUGUUUUUUAUUACUAUAUAUUAUCACCGACAGUUAUGUCUUAAACCCCUAAAUUAUCACCGACAGUUGCCAUGAUGGUUGUAAAAUGCAUUUACUAUGAAAAUACAAAUUUGUCACCUAAUGA